UUCAUCUUUCCUGCUUUACUGUUUCCGUUCCUGGGAAAAGUUAGUGCCAUUCCCAUUGUAUUGAGUUCGAGAACUUUUUUUUCACUCGAUUACAAUGAAAGCAACAGUGCGCUUAUCUAUAGUUUGUAUGCGUUUAAGAUCAGUAGGUCGCAGUUAAUCAAGUCUAUAAUCUUUAUAUGGACAAAAACGCAUCAAAGUGAGGAGAGUUUCCUUCGCCAACAAGAAAGCAAGUCGGAAAACAGAAGCACGUACUAUAAGUUAUAGAGCCAAAAAGAGUUUGAGAAGCUGAAGAUGGCGCGUGGAUGCUUGUGCUGUGUCAAAUACAUGAUGUUCCUCUUCAACCUGCUGUUUUGGUUGUCAGGAUGUGGGUUGUUAGGUGUGGGCAUCUGGCUGUCCGUUUCUCAGGGCAGUUUCGCCACGUUCUCCCCCUCCUUCCCCUCCCUCUCUGCUGCCAAUCUGAUCAUUACAUUGGGCUCCGUCGUCAUGGUAACGGGCUUUCUGGGAUGCCUCGGUGCCAUCAAGGAGAACAAGUGCCUGUUGCUGAGUUUCUUCAUUGUUUUAUUGAUUAUUCUGCUGGCAGAGUUGAUUUUGCUCAUCCUUUUCUUCGUUUACACGGACAAGGUUAGUGAGAAUGCUAAACAGGAUCUAAAAGAAGGCCUGCAGCUCUACAACACGGACAAUAACAUCGGCCUCCGCAAUGCCUGGAACAUUAUUCAGGCUGAGUGGCAGUGUUGUGGUGUAACCGGGCACACGGACUGGCAUGAUGCCCUACAGGAGAAAGCGGUGCCAGACAAAUGCUGCCAGGAGCAUUACAGAGAGUGCGGUCGCAAUGCCACCAAUGUUUUCUGGUCACAGGGUUGCUAUGAGAAGGUUGAGGAAUGGCUAAAUGACAACAAACAUUUGCUGGGAACCAUCGCAAUGUGUGUGCUCGUCUUACAGCUGCUUGGAAUGGCCUUCUCCAUGACCUUAUACCAGCAAAUUCACAGAGCGGGGAAGAAAUAUGAUGCCUAGAGAAAACACCCCGAACACAUGAACUCCCAGAACACCUUGUGCGUUAUUUCACACUGUUUCAUGCCAUCACACUAUACUUUUGAAAAUACUUUAGAGCUAUUUGACUCGAACAGUUGGAAAACUUUAUGUAAGUAGUUCUGAAUUUAUUUUUUAUUUUUUUGGCCUGAAAUCUUAACAGCAACUGUAAGAUGAAAACUAAUGAAGCGUCCGUUUUUGAGAAGAAAUGAUCAAUGUUUGUGCCAGUUGAGCCAAAAUAGUUAUCAUCAAAAACAUUUCUUAGGCAUAUGAACUGAACAAGAAUGCGCAUGUCACUCAAGACCAGGAGUUGGUAUGGGAACACAUUGCGUACAAAGGGAUAAGUCAGUAUUUCUCUUUUGGACAUUUAUGUAAACAUAGACACAGUUCUCUCUUUUGAUGUAAUAGCAUGCUGUAUAUAUUUCACUUACAUGUAAGCGUACUUUACAGUUGCACUCAAACAAUCCUUUAUCCUGUUGACUUCUGUGUUAUUUUCUCAUUUAAAGUAAUAAUUUACCCCAAAAAUUAAAAGUCUGUAAUUAUGUACUCACCCUCAUGUCAUUCCAAACCUCCAUGACUUCUUUUUCUUCCGUGGAACACAAAAUACUUGUGCGCUACAUUCCAGUGUGCUAUUAACUCGAGAACCGCUGCAACUUGAUCAUUGAGUAAGUUGAACUUUAGAACUGGAUCAGUUCGAUUCUUUAAUGAAUCAUUCAGACGGAUUUUUUUUAGUCCGUUUAACCAAUGAUUUGUUCAUUAAUCAGACAUUGCUACUUUUCUCAAGAAUGCACCAAAAAGAACUAGGGCAGAUGUCAAGAUCUUCAGUGACUUAAAUUUUCUUACACUCAGCUAUGAAGCUGUUCAGCUGUGACGUCAGUUUUGUAGAUCCUGUAGCUCACAUGCUCAUGGUAGUUGUAGACCUUAAUUAGCAUUGUGUUAACAACAUGCUUUUUUAAAAAACACAGUAACUUUAAAAUAAAUGUUUGGGAUAGAACUGUGUGUAAUUUAUGUUCUCGAAAAAAACUUGAAAGUCUAUUCAAGUACUUUUAACCACAGGGCUUAUUUUACACAUAACUCUACAACCAGGGUUGGGGAGUAACGGAAUACAUGUAACAGGAUUACGUAUUUAAAAUACAAAAUAUAAGUAACUGUAUUCCACUACAGUUACAAUUUAAAUAAUUGGUAAUUAGAAUACAGUUACAUUCAAAAAGUACUCAAAAAGAGAUUACUUUGCAUUUUUAUUGUCAUUUGCUUCAUUUAAUAUUUAGUCCUUUCAGAUGGAAAAAUUUAUACAUAUAAAUGAUGUGAUCCAAAGUGCAUUUGAACAGCGGUGAAACACUUUCUUAUGAUGUGUUACAUUCAUACGAGCAGACAGAGAAGUAAGUUUGAAGUAAGUUUGGAGCAGAAGAAAUAGAAAUAAACCUUGUGUGAACUGUCAGCUUUACGCUAAGCUAAAAUGCUAUUUCUAGCCAUUUUACAUGCACGUUACCAGACACACUAAAAAAAAAAAUUAUGUAUAUAAAAAAAAAAACAUGUUAGAUUAUAUUUUUUUUUUCUCUAUUAAGAUUAGACAAAUUAGGGCAAAAAUCAUAUUUUUUAUGAGAAUUGUUUAAAUAUUUUCCUGUAAAAAUGUCUAAAAAUCCUUAAAACGAUCAAUGUGCUUUAUCUUGUUUUAGAAACAACACUGCAUAAGAUAUUUCGGUUUUUCAGAGAAUGUAUUUUUAACAUGUGUAUUUUGUCUUACUGUACUGACAGAAUUUUUAUAGUCAAAACAAGUGAAAAAUAUACCAGUGCUGAAGAAGUAAUCCAAAGUAUUUAGAAUACGUUACUGACCUUGAGUAAUCUAACGGAAUAUGUUACAAAUAAAAUUUUUCAGCAUGUAUUCUGUUAUCUGUAGUGGAAUACAUUUAAAAAGUAACCCUCCCAACCCUGUCUACAACUGCCAUUAUAAAAACCCAUAGGAAAUUUUUGAGGGAAGCCACUGCUCGAAAAUGCUAAUUGUCUUCUGGGUUUUUGUUCUACAACUUGAAUAACUCCAUUUUAUAGCUUCAGAAUAUUUUAAGUGUAGUGCACGUUGUAUGGACCACUUUCGACACUUUUUGUGGUGCUUUUGCAUCCUUUUUGAAGCUUGAAAGCUUUAGUCGCUAUUUAUUGUAAUUGUAUGGAAAAGAGCAAUUAGCCUAGUCUUCAGAAUUUCUCCUCUUGUGUUCCAAGAAAAAAAGUCAUACAGUUUUGGAACGACAUGAGGUUAGCACAUGUCAGAAUUUUCUUUUAUUGGAUAAGCUAUUCCUUUAAUAUGAGUGUGUAUGUGUUUAUUGUAAAAAAGUGUAUGUUAUAUGUGCAAGAGAAACUGGGUGUAUUAUUGUACUACAUGGGCUAGUCAUCUGCUUGCUCGGGGUCUUUGUGUCUGGGUGACUCUCUUCUCAUCUAUGUCUACUUUUUUUGUUGUUGUCUUGUUCACUGAUCUUUUCUAAGUGCAUCUGUAUUGCCGGGAGGCAAACGAGCUGUCCUACUCUGCCUACUGUCAGGGAAGAGAGGGAGAUUAGAUCAAAGGAUGCAGGAUAUAGAGGCCAGGAAAGAAGAGGGAAAAAAUACCUAUUAAUGGCCUCUUUUGAUACAAUGUCACUUGAACGAGUGCAAUGAGAAAUAACUUAUAAGCCAUAACCACAGAGAACCGUUACUAUAUUUCCUGUAGGAAAUCCUAAUAUACAUUCCUAUUCUUAUUCCGUUUUUGUGUGGUAUAGGUAUAGUAUAUUUUGACACAUGGAUAAACAGACGCAUCAGUAUUGGAAUUAUCAAGAUAAUUUAUUACCAAGAAACAUAAGAUGUGACAUAUAUGCAUAACUGUUUAACCAACAUUAUUUUAAAUAAAAAGAAGAAAAUGUUUUCAAGAAACUGUUGUUGCUUGAUAUAAGUUUUACAAAAAUAUCUGCCUCGAUAUUGGCUGAAAAAACAAAAAUUGUAGUUGUAGUAUUCCAGCACACAUUAUGGUUUAGCACGAAGUAAUAAUAAUAAUGAUUUUUGAGUGACAAAAGUUAAAGGAAUAUUCCGGGUUUAAUACAAGUUAAGCUCAAUUAACAGCAUAUGUGGCAUAAUGUUGUUUACCACAAAAAUUAAUUUCAACUCGUUCUUGUUUUUAUUAAAAAAAAAGGCACAAAUCUGGGUUACAGUGAGGCACAUACAAUGGAAGUGAAUCGGGACAAUCCGUAAAUGUUAAAAUACUCACUGUUUCAAAAGUAUAGCCACAAUAUUUAAACAACAUGCAUUUUUAGUGUGAUAAAAUUGCUAAACCUUUUUGCGUAAUGUUACAUCCAAAUUUACAACAUUUUUCCAUAUGACAUGACACAGUAAACCCUGAAAUCCCGAUAACUUUUGCAAAAACAACAAUUUAAACAGCUUUACAGCUCAAAUAAAAUGUGUAUUAAUAGAAGAAUUGAUGUAAGUGCUUUUAUAAAAUUAUACGCUUCACAUUUCUGCUUUUAAACCCUCAAAAAAUUGGCCCCAUUCACUUCCAUUGUAAGUGACUUACUGUAACCUCGAUUUUGCUUUAUUUUAUUUAUUUUUUUAAUAAAGAGGAGUGACCAGUCAAAAUAAUUUGUUUGUGGUAAAAUCAACAUUAUGCCACAUAUGCUGUCGACUGAGCUUACUUGUAUUGAACCUGGAAUAUUCCUGUAAAUCAGAAGCACAUCACUUACCAAAUAUUUAAUUAAUGUCUUUUUAAUACAUUUUUUGUGAUGACCUUUGUGUUGAUAUUUUUAUGAUGUGCAAACUCAUUUAAAAGUCUAGAGACCUUAUUCAGAGUAGUGCCAUAUUUAAUUUAGAGGGGAAUGAAAACAAGGCUGUGAGGGAUGGGCUGCUAUUCUUGUCUGAAAUCUGUGUUUACAUAUUCCUCAACACAUCUGCCCCAUGUUUAAAGCACUCUGAAAAUUGAUUAAAGCGUAUGGAGGAAAACAAAACAGAAAUAUUUCAACAUAACUUUAUACAGCUCAAAAUACACAAUACAAAAUAGAAAACAGUACUGGCUCUUGCCCUCCUUAGAGGAGAGAUGAGAAAAGAGGUUAGACCUCUCUGUAAUACACGAGGGAAGAUCUUUCUCAUCUCUUACAUCUUCUGUAGGAUGUUUGGCAUUUUCAAGAGGAAACUAAAGCAUUGGUCAAGCGCGGCAUGGCGGUAAGGCUAUCUCUGUCUCCCUCUGUUGGCCAAACACUAGAUAUAUUUGUUUGAAUGCUUUUGUGUGAGCCUUAAAUAUGAAGAAAUUCAGUCUCCAAAACAUUCAAACACACACAUAUAUGCAAAUGCACAUUUUUAGGCUUAAUUUGCAGUAUGUAGUUUCCUACAUUAUGUACACAACAGUGCAGUGUUGUGUAAGUGAUGCCCCGUGCUCUGAUGGAGAAAAGUGGCUGUUGCUCGUGUUUGUAGGUGAGUAUACUGUAUGUAUGUAUAUGUAUACUUGGUGUAUUGUGAUGUAAUAUUAUUCUUAAAAUGCUUUGAGGUAACUUUACUUUUGAUAAUUCCUACCAGUACAUUGUUUUUCAGUGUACAUGUGUGAUUAUUUAUCUGGUAAAGUUUAAUUUUAACAUGAGAGAGUUCCUGAAUUUUGACACACGAAACUCAUUGUAUUGAGAACCUACAGAGAUUUG
Messenger RNA from Myxocyprinus asiaticus (Chinese sucker), 5666 nucleotides. Its product is annotated as tetraspanin-9-like. Gene Ontology annotation, cellular component: membrane. The transcript has 8 exons. The record is from RefSeq and is a predicted model, not a curated record. The coding region runs from base 292 to 1011 and encodes 239 amino acids. Lineage: Eukaryota; Metazoa; Chordata; Actinopteri; Cypriniformes; Catostomidae.